AUGGCAGACGCGACGAAGUAUGGAAAUGCGAUAGAGUUCGAUGUCGAUUUGCAUUCUAUAUAUGCUGCUUACCUAGGCUUGUUCGAAUCAUCCAAUACCGACUGGUGGGAUAAAUCGUGGGGAGGAUACUUUACGACGUUCAAUGAUUUCUUGGGGUUCGGCUGGGAGGUGAUGGUGGUGGUGGAUAGUGGAACGGGGAAACCACAUAUAGCCGUAAGGAGGGAACAGAUUGCUUUGUUCGCAAAGAUGAUUAGGACCAGGUUCGGGGAGUCAUUGCCCAAAGAUCCACCUACGACGCUCCCUCUUGAUCCCGUACCGACUCGUAACCUAUCCCUUCGACGCCUAAUUAUCAUUCGAGAUCUGACAACUUACCGUAAGCUCGCUCAAACUCUUCCAGCAGCCGAACUAUCCUACCUCCGUACCCGUGUCAGAUCAGGUGAGGUCGGGGUAGCAGAACAGCUCUUCUACGCUGGAGGCAAUAGUGGGGAAAGAGAUACAGGUGGAGUAGGAGUGAGGGACAACGGUGUAGGAUACACUUUCGCUUGUGUCAAGACUACUUGGUGGGAGAAAGGUGGUUCUCCAUAUGGGCUGGUCCCUGGAGUAGGAAGGACACAAGGUGGGAAAAGUGCUCAGAGUGGAAAAGGUCUGAUAUUGGAGAUUGGAGUGGCUACUUUGAGAUGUGCGAACUUGCGAGCGGUGAAUGUCUGGCCUCCAAUACCCGACGAAAAUUACCGAAAGUCCCACUAUAUAGUGGAAGAAUGGGUCGAUAAGAGAGCCAAUGUCAAUCCACCGAAUCACCCUCGAGCCUAUGCCUUUGGGACCAGUAGAUUCGUGGCUGAGAAGGAUGUGGAGAAGAUCUUGGAUGCAAAUGCUGCGGCUCUCGCCUCACAAGAAGCAGACAGUCACCCCAAUACCCUUGUUCUCCUGACGCUUGGCGACCCACAGCCCCUUCCAUUACCUGCUUCUUCUACCCUACCUUCGAACAUCCUUCACCUCGACGUUUUCGCCUUAGAACUCAACUUGUUAAGGCGAGCUCAAAGCCAAGGACUACCCGGGAUACCCGAUCGACAUCAUCCCCUCACCUCGCUUGGCGCUCUUCUGCAAACCCUUCAGAUUCCUAUAGCACCCUUCGCUCCACUUGGUAACGCAGGCAAUGAAGCUUACUAUACCUUACUGGCAUUUCAGAAACUCAUGAUGGGAGAAACAAGAUUACCUGAAAUGCUCUUUCGACAACCUAAACCAUACAUGAACGGAAUGCCUUACCCAUCUUAUUCCUCUUUCCCUUCUUCGGGCAGUAUGCAAUUCGCACCACCUUAUUCCCCGCUGCCCAUGCCGGUCAUGCCAGCUGCUGGACGAAGUAGACGAGAUUCCAGCACCAGUGGAAGACGAUCCGAGUUUGCGCCACCAUCCUUCCCUUCUUCACCUACUGGUUCAUACAGUAGACGAGCGAGCGAUCAACCUCGACCUCGACCUGCUUCUAUGGGAGAUGCACUUGCUGGUACGGGUAUGGCUAGUGCUCCCGGUACGCCUGGUCGCCCCAGCCCUCGAGAAUUUGAAUCUGGAUCUGGAUCUGCGCCGAACACAGUCAGAGCGGAAAGGAGGUCUAUGGCUAGAUCGCAGACCGUCUUCUGGGACGAAUCUAGUUAUGCGCAAUCUCCACCACCUGAUAAUCGACAAAGGGACGGCAGCACUUCUUCUUUCAAAGAACCUAUUCGACCUAAUAUGACUGGGAAUUCAUCUGGAUCAGAAGGGCCGAGAGGAAGAAGUACAAACCAUAAUAACAGUAACGGACAAUUACCUCCAUCGGCAUUAUGUAGUGGUAUCACACCUUCUGGAAGCUCACGAUCGAUCUCUUGGGAGGGAACGGCCAGUGGAAGUAACACCAACGGGAAGGGGUCUAGAGCAUCGAGCGUCCAUGGAUUACCUAUCUCGAACAGUAAUGGAAACUCUCGUCUGAGUGGGAUGAGGGUUUCGGGGAAUUCUUCGACCAAUUUGGCUAAAUCCGGUGGGGGAGCGAAGGGCGGAUCGGAGGGAACGGGAAGUUCGACGAAACUUAGUACGGAUUCAAGUGGUGAAAACAAAUCGCGUCAACAACCACCACAAACUACUAGAAAAGGAUCAAAACCUCCUCCUGGUGGUGGACUAUCAGAGGAUGAUACGUCGAAUAAUCAUAAGAAAGCAAAAGAGAAAGAGAAAGGAAGUGGAGGUGGGAAUGGGAAAAGUAAGAUGAAAUCCGAGAAGAGCGUAAAGGAUUUAGCUGGAGCGUUGGCUAGGUUCUGGGUCGGCUGA
Molecule: messenger RNA, 2289 nt
Organism: Kwoniella mangroviensis CBS 8507
Lineage: Eukaryota; Fungi; Basidiomycota; Tremellomycetes; Tremellales; Cryptococcaceae
Exons: 7
Coding region: 1-2289 (762 amino acids)
Cellular component (GO): nucleus
Source: RefSeq, a predicted model, not a curated record